AUGGAGAAGAACAAGAUCCGGUUUGUGCUUGUCCAUGGGGUCUGCCAUGGCGCAUGGUGUUGGUACAAGGUUAAACCGCUUCUCGAGGCAGCCGGUCACGCUGUAACCGCACUGGAUCUAGCUGCAUCGGGUAUAAGCACGAGCAGAGUGGAUGAGAUUCAGACUCUAGAAGAUUACUCCAAACCUUUGCUUGACUUUCUAAGCUCGUUUGGCUCCGAUGAUCAAGAAAAAGUGAUUCUUGUUGCUCAUAGCAUGGGAGGCAUAUCGGCUGCUCUCGCCGCAGACAUCUUCCCUAAUAAGAUCGCUGCUGUUGUCUUCUUGACAGCUACCAUGCCCGACACCAAACACCCACCUGGUUACCCUUACGAGACGUUUGUCCCGAGCGUUCCACAAGAGUUGUUGGACACCGUGUUUCGCAGCUACGGAACACGUGAUCAUCAUUCACUGCGUACUGUUCUUUUUGGACCAAAGUUCAUGGCCAAGAAGUUAUAUCAAUUGUCUCCACUCCAAGAUCUUGAAUUAGCGAAGAUGUUGGUGAGGGAAAAUCCGGCGUUAGCUACGGACAAUCUUGCAGGGACAAAAACUUUUACUGAGGAAGGUUAUGGAUCGGUUAAACGUAUCUAUAUGAUAUGCGGAGAGGAUGAUUUAAUGAGUGAGGAAUGUCAGCGUUUGAUGAUCAGCAACUUUCCACCAAAUGAAGUGAUGGAGAUCAAAGAUGCAGAUCAUAUGCCAAUGUUCUCUAAGCCUCAAGAACUCUGUGCUCUUCUACUGGAAGUCGCAGAUAAAUAUGCGUAA
Messenger RNA from Microthlaspi erraticum, 795 nucleotides. Lineage: Eukaryota; Viridiplantae; Streptophyta; Magnoliopsida; Brassicales; Brassicaceae. The record is from the annotation of a GenBank genome assembly.